This is a messenger RNA of Telopea speciosissima, 678 nucleotides long. Its product is annotated as probable WRKY transcription factor 43. The record is from RefSeq and is a predicted model, not a curated record. Bases 15 to 629 code for a protein of 204 amino acids. Gene Ontology annotation, molecular function: DNA-binding transcription factor activity; sequence-specific DNA binding. The transcript has 2 exons. Gene Ontology annotation, biological process: regulation of DNA-templated transcription. Lineage: Eukaryota; Viridiplantae; Streptophyta; Magnoliopsida; Proteales; Proteaceae.
GUGGAAAUCCAACCAUGGGAGAAGGAGGAGAAGCCCCAGAAAUGUUUCCAACCCACAACUCUCCAUACCUAUUCACAAACUCAAUUCCAUCCACCUCAUUACACCCUCCUUCCUUACUCCACCAACCUCUUCCUCAACAAAUACUUCCAGACAUCGAUUGGAUUAGCUUCCUCUCCAACCCGAUUGGAUUUAUUGGAGAUCAUCAACAAACACCAUUAAAGCUCCCAGCUGUGAGUAGUACUGCCUCUGCAUCAUCAGUACUACUUGGUGGUGGUGGUCAAGGUGAAGAAGAGAAAGGUAGUAAGGAUAAGGGAAAGUUGAGCAGGACUAAUAAGAAGGCGAAUCCUCCAAGGUUUGCCUUUCAGACCAGGAGCCCCGAUGAUAUUCUUGAUGAUGGAUACCGGUGGAGGAAAUAUGGGCAGAAAGCUGUGAAGAAUAGCAUCUAUCCAAGAAGCUACUACCGGUGCACACACCAUACAUGCAAUGUGAAGAAGCAGGUUCAGCGGCUAUCGAAGGACACAAGCAUCGUUGUGACAACAUACGAAGGCAUUCACAAUCACCCAUGUGAGAAACUAAUGGAGAGCUUGAGUCCCCUACUCAAGCAGAUGCAAUUCCUGACAAGAUUUUAAGCCAAACUGGCAAAAAAAAAGAUCAUGCUUGUGCUUAUAUUAUUGACAC